Messenger RNA from Symbiodinium pilosum, 1905 nucleotides. NCBI's taxonomy places the organism in Eukaryota, Dinophyceae, Suessiales, Symbiodiniaceae. The record is from the annotation of a GenBank genome assembly.
AUGCGACAGGUUAGGAACCUCGACGAGUACGUCGAGGAGCUCUACGAGGAGCAGAUGGACAUGAAGGUCCGAGGUGCGCAAAGGCUGCUGAGACUUUGCACCGAGGUCCGGGUGUUAGACCAACUGGCGGAGCACUCCACCCUGUUGGGAGUGCUAAGCCGCGAGCUGCGGGAAAACGCUAAGCGAAGCUAUGAGCUCGCCGUGGCCAUAACAGGUAUCUUUCUGAUCCUCGCAAACUUCUCCUGCUUCCACUUGGCCCUGAAGCGGCAUCAGUGUGGGGAAGUGACGAUGCGCAUUGUGGAGUAUGAGAGCAAGAGGCGCAAUGUCUUGAAGACCGACUUGGCACAGACGCAAGAGAAACUUGCCGGGUCGCAGGCAGGAGAUGAGCGUGGCAAAUUGCUUCGAGCUUUGGGGCGAUGUCGCGCAAGACUAGAGCGACAGGACCACCUGUUGCAAAUUUGCAUUUUAGUGCUCCGGGCUCUGUCGGAGGAUACAGCUCAGGAGCUGAAAUUUGUGAAGCAGAAGCUUUGCCAACUGCUGGUUCCCAUGCUGGGCAGACAGCACGAGGACUUGCUAAAGAACUCCCUCAGCAUGCUGCACAAGCUGACGAUCUUUGAGCAGAACAAGGACCAGCUGCUGAAGGACGACGUCUUGCAGCGGCUUGCCGAGCUCCUGGGCCAUCCCGCGCCCGAGGUCGCAUUCCUGGCUAUGAGAGCGUGUUACAAUCUCUCCUUCGACCAUAGGGGCCGCGCUGCCCUUGCCAGCCAGAGCAACGUGGUGGCAAGGCUGAUGGCUGCCGUGCAGCAUCCGAGCACCAGAAAGGUGGCUCUGAGACUGCUGUACCACCUCACGCUGGACCCGGCUGUCAGGUCCACCUUGACCAGCAGACAUCCCACGAUUGCCUCAAUGGCCUUGCAACUAGUGGCUCAGAGCAAGGAGCAGGAGGUUGAAGCUCUCGCCUUGCUUCUGAAUUUAGCAGCAGACGAGGCGGCGGCCUGCCUACUCCUGGCCGAGGAGGCCUUCGUGGUGAUGGCUUGGCGCGGGCUGAAGGGCAGCCAGCUCAUUCUCAAGGUGUUGCGCCACACUGCCUCCCAUCGAGCCAGCCGGUCAAUACUGCUGGAUGUCAUGGGCGGAGGUCCAGACGGCCCCGGUUCAAGCUAUGCGUGGCUUCUUGAGUUGCUGCGCCUGGCGCAGAGCACUGCAGGCGACAGGCAUGAUGUCCUGGUGGAAGCCAUCGGCAUCCUCGCUGCCUUGGACUGCAACAGCCCAGAGGUCCCUUGGCCCGACCUCUGCGAAGCAGGCCUCCUGGAGCUGCUACCAAGGUUGCUGAUGGUGGGCUUCUCCGAAGAUGACGUGGUUUUGGAGGUGGUCAUGUUGCUCAGUGUCCUCGCCCUGGAUCCGCCAGCAGCGGUGAUGCUUGCCAACUCCAAGGUCAUCCACCUGUUGCCGGAUGUGAUGGCAAGCAAGACAAAGGAUGGAGACCUCAUGGUACAGCUGACAUUUCUGCUCCGCUGUCUCCUCAUGUCGGAUGCAACCCGCGAUGCGAUCUUGCAAACCGACGCGCCUGCUCGUGUCCUGGAGCUCCUACGCUCUCCUGAGCCUGCGGUGCAGGAUGCGGCACACGAGCUCUUGGACAUCGUGGUGGCUGUGGAGACCCAGGAUGGCCAGCAAAGUAGAUGGACAAGGCAUAUCCAGGAGUACAAGUACAAAGUUCACAACAGUGAGUGGCUGGAAGCCGAGCAAGACGCGCCCAAGCCCCGCAAGGAACAGCCGGAGCGGUCGCCUUCACGGGACCCGUCCAAACGAAGUACGCUCGCGACGAGCACUGCUUCAGGCUGGGCCGAGUCCAGUGACAUGGAGGACCGCCGGGAGGAACGGCGAGGGAGGAAAAAGCGCAUCAAGUGA